AUGGAGUUUACAUCUCUCACAGACGGAGCAAGCCUCAAACGACCUUUACAUGCUGUGGACGAUUCAGGUUCUGCCGACAGAUCACCUACCCGGAUCAAACACUCCAAAAACAAUUACAAUGGAGGCCUCGCUGAGGCCUCGUUAGCUGAAGAACUGCUGCAGAGGGCCCGCGAUCGCAGGCGUGGAACUCAGGAGCGGCGAGAAGGCGACAAGCCCGCCGACAAGCCCAAGGCCCCUCGUUUACCCAAGAGGCAAUGCGCUCUCUUGAUUGGGUUUUGUGGUGCUGGGUACAACGGCAUGCAAAUCCAACCAGAUCCGAAAUUACGAACCAUCGAAGGGGUCCUCUUCAAUGCUCUGGUUAAAGUAGGUGCUGUGUCACAAGACAACGCUGAUGACCCAAUUAAAGUCAAUCUGGGCCGAGCUGCACGUACCGAUGCUGGAGUGCAUGCCGCAGGAAACGUCGUUUCCAUGAAACUCAUCACUGCAAUACCUGGAGUCGCCGACCUGAUUUCAAGAGUCAACGAAGAAUUGCCGCCAGAGAUACGUUUGUGGAAUGUCCUUCGCGUACAAAACUCGUUCAACGCAAGAACAACGUGCGACAGCAGGAAGUACACCUAUUUCUUCCCGUCUUACUUAAUGAUCCCGCCCAAGCCUGGCAGUGGACUAUUUCAAACCGCACAACAGAGCGAUGGCAAUGAGUUGAAGCAUACAUUCUGGAAUAACCCCGCUCCCGAAGCGACUUGGCAGGACGACUUGCGGAGAAAACGACAGUACCGAAUGCCUCCUGAGCAGGUAGAAGCGCUACGUGCUGCAUCCCGCAAAUUUGAAGGCAGUCACAAUUUCCAUAACUUCACUGUGGGGCGCGACUUCGGAGAUCGUAGUUGUAUGCGACACAUCAAAAGCGUUGAGAUCGCGGACCCUGUCGUCUACGGAGGCACGGAAUGGGUUAGCGUGCUCUUUCACGGACAAAGCUUCAUGCUCCAUCAGCGUAAAAUGAUGUCUGCGCUGGUCCUAGCUUGCCGUACAGGUUCGCCACCACAGACAAUAGAAGAAAUGUAUGGCCCUAGAACGAUUUUCAUCCCCAAGAUGCCGGCUCUUGGACUCUUACUCGAAUACCCCAUCUUCGAUACGUACACACGAAGAAUCGCUUCCGUGAACGAGAAUCUGCAGCCUUCCGAUCCAGAAUACAGGCAACCGAUUGAUUUUGAGGUGCAUCGCGAGGCCAUUGACCGAUUUAAGCAAGAGCAUAUAUAUUCCAGGAUGCGCUCUAUCGAGGACACAGAGGGCGUAUUCGACGCAUGGGUCCGCUUUAUCGAUUCAUACUCUGGCAAUGACCUAUUGUACCUCAAUCCCAAAGGCGUCAUCCCCGCCGCAGCAGUCAUCAAGAAGGGCGAACGAAGGGAUAACCCUUUCAGAGAAAAGCGUCGCUUCGAUGCCACAUCGUUCUCACAUAACGCAACUGACGAGGUGAAAUUGGACGAGGACGAGGAAGAUGAGGUAGACGAGGUAGACAAGUCGAAGUUGAUUGAUAUGGAAGGUUAG
Molecule: messenger RNA, 1542 nt
Organism: Postia placenta MAD-698-R-SB12
Lineage: Eukaryota; Fungi; Basidiomycota; Agaricomycetes; Polyporales; Adustoporiaceae
Exons: 10
Coding region: 1-1542 (513 amino acids)
Biological process (GO): tRNA pseudouridine synthesis; mRNA pseudouridine synthesis
Cellular component (GO): nucleus
Molecular function (GO): RNA binding; pseudouridine synthase activity
Source: RefSeq, a predicted model, not a curated record